AUGAACCAUACGUCAGUGGUGGAGUUCAUUUUGUUGGGCUUGACCAACAACCAGCAUUUGGAAAUCAUCCUGUUUGGGGUUCUUCUGUUCAUCUUCCUUUUGAUCCUGCUGGGAAACCUCACUGUCAUCACCAUCACGCUGGUUGACCAUCGUCUCCAGACCCCCAUGUAUUUCUUCCUCCGGAAUUUUGCCUUUCUGGAGAUCUCCUUCACUUCCUCCUUCAUUCCCAGGACCCUCUACAGCCUCCUGAUGGAUAAGAAAGCCAUUUCACUUCCUGCGUGCUUCAUCCAGUUAUUGUCAUUUUUCUACUUGGGAUCCUGUGUGUUUUUCCAUGUGGCGAUGAUGUCCUUUGACCGCUACAUGGCCAUUUGCCGCCCCUUACAUUACCCCACCAUCAUGAAUGGGAGAUUUUGCAUCCAGCUGGUGCUCAGCUGUUGGGUGGCUGGUUUUGUUUUGAUGGUUCCUCCCAUUGUAAUGAUUACCCAGUUGCCAUUCUGUGGGCCCAAUGUCAUGAACCACUUCUACUGUGAUACAGCCCCCUUGCUUGCAUUCUCCUGUACAGAUACACAGUUCAUUGAAAUACUACUCUUGAUUGCACUGAUCUUUAUCAUACCCGGUACUCUGACCGUGACCAUCAUUUCCUAUGGCUAUAUCAUCUCCACCAUCCUACGCAUCCCAUCUUCCACGGGAAGGAAGAAGGCCUUUUCUACUUGUUCUGCUCACCUCUUGGUGGUUACAAUACUGUACAGCAGUGCAAUUUUCAGGUACAUCCGGCCAUCUCAGAGAGGUGGGCAGGAUUUUGACAAGACUGUGUCCUUUCUUUACUCGGUGGUGACCCAGCUCUUUAACCCUUACAUCUAUACACUGAGGAACCAGCAAGUCAAAAAGGCUCUGUGGGAUCUCUGUAGCAGGGCAUUUUCUCAGUGCAUCAUUGAAAUCUGA
Molecule: messenger RNA, 942 nt
Organism: Alligator mississippiensis (American alligator)
Lineage: Eukaryota; Metazoa; Chordata; Crocodylia; Alligatoridae
Product: olfactory receptor 6C4-like
Exons: 1
Coding region: 1-942 (313 amino acids)
Biological process (GO): G protein-coupled receptor signaling pathway
Cellular component (GO): membrane
Molecular function (GO): G protein-coupled receptor activity; olfactory receptor activity
Source: RefSeq, a predicted model, not a curated record